Molecule: messenger RNA, 1077 nt
Organism: Clarias gariepinus (North African catfish)
Lineage: Eukaryota; Metazoa; Chordata; Actinopteri; Siluriformes; Clariidae
Product: protein transport protein Sec16B-like
Exons: 5
Coding region: 154-828 (224 amino acids)
Biological process (GO): autophagy; COPII vesicle coat assembly; Golgi organization
Cellular component (GO): endoplasmic reticulum exit site; ER to Golgi transport vesicle membrane
Source: RefSeq, a predicted model, not a curated record
UUCCUCUGGUGCGGCUUUUAUGCUCGGAAGCUCCGGUCAAGCGGCUUAUAAAAGUCGUAAUCAAAAUGGCAGACGAUCUUGGUAAUGACAAUUAACGGUAUAUAUUUGUAAUGAUAACUUUAUUAUCAAAUCAGCAUUGGUUUGUGAUCCCUAAUGUGUGGCGUUUCAUCGGCAGCCUGCAGAGGGCGAAUGUUCGCGGCGCACAUCUGCUGUGUGGUGGCGCAAUUGCAGCUGGGAUCGUACAACGACUGCAGCUUCGAUCUGAUUGGCUGUAAUAGCUUGCCAUUCGAGAAACCAGCCAUCAGGGAAGCUAUCGAGCGAUCUGAGGUUUAUGAAUAUGUACUGUUCAUGACCUCAGGGUUCGCUCAGCCAAGCUUCCAGGAGUACAAACUCCUUCACGCGAGAAUGCUAGCCAGGGAGGGACUUACGGAUCAAGCGCUUGAAUAUAGUGAAUGCAUCGCUAGAGCAGUCAUCACCUCACCCUCCAGCAUCACCACGGCCUUAAUGAAACAGAUUGUUCAGCUGUCUGAGAAGCUUCACAGAGGGAGGACGGAGGAACCCGAGUGGCUACUGAAACUUCGCCGGCUCCUUCAGCAGGACGAGAUGUCUUCUCCUCCUGUGUUGAUUUCAAGGUUUCCAUCUUUUAAGUGGCCCGAGAGUCCUGUGCUCCGGCCUUUUCCUGUGCAGUUGAACACCACACCAGAAGAAGUGGCGUUUGCGUCACGGUACAUCCUGGGAGAGCUGCUGGGCAAAGGAGGCAUGGGCUCGGUUUAUGCUGGAGUAAGGAAGGCAGAUGGGAAGUCCGUAAGUCACGUGCACAUAUACUGAACACUUAAUAACAUUCAAAUGGAAAUCAUCAGGAAUUCCAAUUUUUCAUAAUUAUGUUCUAUAUAUUUGAAUAGGUCGCUAUUAAAUUUGUGGCCAAGUCUACCUGCACGGAAUACAUCAGCAAGGUGAGGAAACCUACUUUACACUUCGAUCAUGUCUCAGACACCUCUUCCACCAUACCCAUGCUAACCCGAGUUGUCAUUUCAGCCUGGAGAAACACAUAGCCUGCCUCUGGAGGUUGCGCUAAUG